AUGGCCAACGCACCCACUGAGCCAGGUAUGCGCGAGAGCGGAAGCCCGCUCGCAAUGCUCCUCUCCGAGCCAGAAUUUACUGCUGAGAAGUCGUCGCUGUUUGAUGAGGUCUGCCCCGGGAACUGGGCAGAUAUUGGUAUCGGAUACUUCCGCAAUUGCGAGCUGUGUUCUGCCUACCUUCCGCCAACGGACCCUAGCAGGCAGAUUUACCGCUGUUCAAGGCCCGCAUGUCGGGCUCUCUAUCACCACGAGUGUCUCGAGGAGGUGCUUACCGGAUUGAGGGAGCAGGGUAGUCUGCUCAUGCCGAUGGAAUGUCUCCGCUGCGGCACCGGGUGGGAUCUUGACCCGGACUUUGAGGAGUCAGAGCGUCGCCUCAAGAUCUGGCGCCUUGACGAGCUACGGCAGAAGAAUAUACAGGAGCUUCAGCGGCUUCGUCGGGAGCAGCUGGAGCAGCAGGCGGCGCGGAAUCAUCCUCAGGUGCAGCAGCAGGCACAGCAGCGGCACUUUACGCCCCAGCCCCAGCAGCAGCAACAGCAGCUACAGGCGACGGUGCAUUCUCUGCAACCUCAGCCUCCUCAAGAUCAGCAGCCCGAGCAGCAGAUGCAGGUGUCUCCUCAGCAGCUUCAGCCUCCGCAGCAGCAGCAGCAGCAGCAGCAGCAGCAGCAGCAGCAGCAGCAGAAGAUACAGAUACAUUCUCUGCAGGGUCGGCCUUCUCAGCACCAGAAACAGAGCCAGCAGCAGGUACAGGUGCAUUCUCAGCAGCUUCGGACUCCUCAGCACCAGGGGCAGAACCAGCAGCAACAACAGGUAUAUCCUCUGCGGUGUCAGCCUUCUCAGCACCAGCAGCAACCUCAGCGCCUACACCUGCGCCAGCGGCAGAUGCAACCUCAAAACCAGCAGCAGCAGGUACAGAUGCAUCUUCAGCAGUAUUCUCAGACACAGCAGAAUCAUCAGCAGUUUUACCAGCAGCAGAUGCAAUCUCAUCAUCAGCUACAGACACAGCGUCAACUGUAUCAAGCUCAACUCCAGCAGCAAAAACAGCUACAUCCUCAGCGGUAUUCUCAGGCACAACAGAAUCACCAGCAGCAGCCUCAGCACCUACGCCAGUACCAGAACCUGCAGCAGAUGCAACCUCAGCAUCAGUCACAGAUCCAGCGUCAGCUACAUCAAGCUCAGUAUCAGCAGCUGCAGAUGCAACAUCAUUCUCUGAUGCCGCGACAACAUCAGCAGCCGGCGCAACAUCCAGUUCGGAUGCAACAGCAGGCUCAAAUACAUCAUCAUCCACAAAUACAGCAGCAGCAGCAGCAGCAGCAGGUACAAUAUUAUCCUCAGAUGCUGCGACAGCAUCAGCAGCCGGCGCAGCAUUCAAUUCGGAUGCAACAGCAGCUUCAAUUACAUCAGCCUCUACAACAUCAGCAGCAACAGCAGUAUCCCCAGCAGGCGUAG
Molecule: messenger RNA, 1446 nt
Organism: Aspergillus fijiensis CBS 313.89
Lineage: Eukaryota; Fungi; Ascomycota; Eurotiomycetes; Eurotiales; Aspergillaceae
Exons: 1
Coding region: 1-1446 (481 amino acids)
Source: RefSeq, a predicted model, not a curated record